AAACUUGAAUGCAAUAGCCAAUCAGUUGGUUGUUGCUGUACACAAUCUUCAAACUGCUAAAUUUAAAACAGGGCAAACGAAAAGGAAGGGACAAGUGAAAAAAAUAAGGAUUUGGAUAUUAUCUGGUCUCCAUUUGCUAGAUUGAUGUUAUUUUUUUUAAGGUAAUCUUUUGUAAAACUUUGUCGCGCAGGAGAAGAUGUCGAGUGCUUUAAGAAGAGAGGAAAUACGCAAAGAAGUACCUGACAUUGUCAUUGAUCCUGGAAAUGGAAAACGAUACUUAAAGGGCAGAUUUCUGGGCAAGGGUGGUUUUGCAAAAUGUUACGAAUUGACAGAUACAGACACGAAGGAAAUAUUUGCUGGGAAAAUAGUUCCCAAAUCCCUCCUGGUAAAACAGCAUCAAAAGGAUAAGAUGACUCAGGAGAUCAGUAUUCAUCGCAGUGUUUCCCAUAAGCAUAUAGUCAAAUUUCACAGUUUCUUUGAGGAUGUGGACAACGUGUACAUCCUUUUGGAACUGUGUCGAAGACGGUCUAUGAUGGAGCUGCACAAAAGAAGGAAGGCUGUAACAGAACCGGAGGCACGCUACUUUGUUCAACAGGUCAUUCUGGCAUGUCAGUAUCUCCACAACAACAAAGUCAUUCACAGAGAUCUUAAGCUGGGAAAUCUCUUCAUCAACGAUGAAAUGGAAGUUAAAAUUGGAGACUUUGGAUUGGCCACCAGAGUGGAUUAUGAUGGCGAGAGGAAAAGAACAUUAUGUGGCACACCAAAUUACAUUGCACCAGAAGUACUUGGGAAGAAGGGUCACAGUUUUGAGGUGGAUGUAUGGUCUCUUGGUUGUAUACUGUAUACCUUACUUGUUGGCAAGCCUCCUUUUGAGACGUCCUGUUUAAAGGACACUUACUUGAAGAUUAAGAAAAACGAAUAUCACAUUCCCUCCAGAGUUACCAUGCCAGCCAAAAAUCUCAUUAUGAAACUACUCAAGGGUGACCCAACAGACAGGCCUAACAUGGAAGCUUUGUUAGAGGAUGAAUUUUUCCACAUAGGUUACCUCCCUCCUCGCCUCCCAACCAGCUGUCUGACCAUGGCCCCCAGAUUUGACACAAUAGCCCGAUCAGAGGCGUUAUCUAGACGACCGCUAUUGGAAAUCAACAGAGCAGAUGGAAAUUCGCGACCACAGACUGCCCCAACAGACAUUAAAAAAGAUGACAAAUACCCGUCUGAGUUGGAACAAGCAGAUGAGGGACGGAGGAAAGGAAGUGAUGAGCCAGCAGACUACUACUUAUCUGACCUCUUUGCUGCUCUGUCAACUGUGAUAGCAUCAAAACCAUCUGAAAAAAUUCAUAUACAAGAAGAGGAGGCUGAGGACCCAGCUGCCAUUCCUAUCUACUGGGUCAGUAAGUGGGUGGAUUACUCUGACAAGUAUGGACUGGGGUACCAGCUGUGUGACAACAGUGUAGGGGUCCUGUUCAAUGACUCGACACGCCUCAUUCUGCUAGCUAAUGGAGAGAAUGUGCAGUACAUUGAGAGAGAUGGCACUGAGCAUUAUCACACCCUAAAAGUAUUCCCUGAAACCCAGACCAAAAAAGUCACUCUGCUCAAAUACUUCCGAAACUACAUGAAUGAACAUCUACUCAAGGCUGGAGCCAAUAUGACUCCCAGAGAGGGUGAUGACAUGACACGGUUACCUUUCCUCAGACACUGGUUCAGGACCAGGAGCGCCAUUGUUUUACACCUCAGUAAUGGAACUUUACAGAUCAAUUUCUUCCAAGACCAUACAAAGAUAAUUUUAUGUCCACUGAUGCAAGCUGUAACCUAUAUCGAUGAGAAGAGAGACUUCCACAUCUUUAAACUGACUGGUAUUGAAAAGUAUGGAUGUACUCGAGAGCUGGCUAGUAGACUAAGAUAUGCCAGGACCAUGGUGGAACGCCUCAUGACCUCCAAAUCGGGGUCAGGUCGUGUGAGGUCAGCCAACCCUUCUACAUCUUAGCGUGUCAGUGGUUGUGUGAUGUGAAAUUUUACGUUAGUGUAGUGCUGAGACGGAAGUAGGUAUUCAAUGCUGAUACAUUGUGUCUCGUGUGCUAGGAUCGAGAGUUAAAGUCUACUUGCCUAUAAAUCCAUCUCCGGGAAUGAAUGGAAGGUCACAAUCGUAGACCUCAGACUUUUAAGGACAUUUAGAUAUUGAAGAUUUUUGGCUGUACAAUUAUGAAUGUGAUUGCAAGUCUCAUUUUUGUACCUGUCUUUCAUACAUGUAGAGGACAUUAAGUUUUAUGUUCCAACUUUUUAAUAUUGAUCAGGUAUACGUGUAUUUCUACUCCACAAUUCUCCCUGUCACCCUCAAAUUGUUUUAAAUGAAGAUAGUUAUGUUGGGUUUUUUUCUUUUUUGAUUAUAAAGAAAAUAUCUUAUUAAGUACAUAAUCAGAAAUAAUCAUGUACAAAGGGAAGUGAUUUUAUUGAAUCAUGUAAUUGGUGGUCUGUGGGUUAGUGCUAAGUUGUCUUUCUUGAGCUUGAUUUGGUGAGUACGCAAGAAUUAGCUUGUUGACUGGGAACAGAACACACCUAUGUUUGGUGCUUUGUUUGUUUCUGUUGUUUUGUUGACACUGGUUUUUCAUGCUUUGAAGUUUACUGACAUGAAUUUUUAAAAACAUACAUUUAUAUAUAUAUAGGAAUUGGAGAAAUGAAAGGUUUGCUUGUUAAUUUCUCGAGUGACAUAUCAAAACAAGGCGAGAAAGCUUAUGAUAGAACUAGCGUUAAUAUAAAAUGUGUUCAGACUGUACAUAAUAUUUGUAGAACUGGUGUACAUUAUUUAUGACUGUAGUAGACAAUACUGUACAUACAGUUAGUAUCUAGUAUUGUAACGUGUGUAUUACAAUACUUGCAUAAGAAAAUAUUGUCUAAAUAUUUAUUUGUAUUGUGUAACGGUUGGAUUCUAUUCUCCUGUACUCGAGGGUAAGAUGUGAUGGGAAUGAAGAGGCCAGCGGAACAAUUUUUUUCCCUCCAUGAGUCUCUUAUGAGUUAUUUCAGUUCGUUAAGAAGUGUUUGAUAACGGUGAAAUUUGGUAUACUUUAGGGUACAACUUUAGGGUACAACUUCUAGCUCAAAUUCAGAAACCCAAAUCACAUUCAACUCUUAUGUACUUAUCGUACAUACAUGCAGAUUUACGUAUACACAUGAAAGAGAGUUUACUUGUCCUGACUGUAUAGAGAUAAACGACUGAUGUUAUACACUGAUGUGAGGAUGUAAUGCAGGGUUUUCUAUUGGGGGUUGUUGUUGUAAACAUUAACGUCUGGCAAGUCCAAGAGAGAUGUUGUGUAUGAAUUGUGUUCUGGAUCUUUUUUUUCCAUGUUUGUCUCCUUAACUGUCCAUCUGACUUUGUAAUUACAAAAGCACUCAAUAUUAUCGUUAUCAAUAAAUGACUAGACCACUA
This is a messenger RNA of Ostrea edulis (European flat oyster), 3421 nucleotides long. Its product is annotated as serine/threonine-protein kinase PLK1-like. Gene Ontology annotation, molecular function: protein serine/threonine kinase activity; ATP binding; protein binding. NCBI's taxonomy places the organism in Eukaryota, Metazoa, Mollusca, Bivalvia, Ostreida, Ostreidae. The transcript is spliced from 13 exons. Gene Ontology annotation, biological process: regulation of cytokinesis; protein phosphorylation; mitotic cell cycle. Gene Ontology annotation, cellular component: centrosome; spindle pole; nucleus. The record is from RefSeq and is a predicted model, not a curated record. Bases 197 to 1984 code for a protein of 595 amino acids.